Molecule: messenger RNA, 984 nt
Organism: Balaenoptera musculus (blue whale)
Lineage: Eukaryota; Metazoa; Chordata; Mammalia; Artiodactyla; Balaenopteridae
Gene: ARL9
Product: ADP ribosylation factor like GTPase 9
Exons: 4
Coding region: 1-795 (264 amino acids)
Molecular function (GO): GTP binding; GTPase activity
Source: RefSeq, a predicted model, not a curated record
AUGGAGAGGGGGAAAGUGAAGAGAGAGAAGGGAAAGGAGCCGGAGAAAGAGAAAAUUCGGGGAAAAGGAAAGGAGGAGAAAGAUAAAAAGAAGGAGGUGGAGAAGGAGAAAAUUAAGGAAAAAGAAAAGGAGAGGAGGAGGGACGAGAAAAGUAAGAGUAAAGAAGAGGAAAAGAGGAAAGGGCGGGAGACGGAGAAAGGGAAGGAACAAUUUAUGGAAAAAGAAGAGAAAGGGGAGGACAACAGCACGUUGGCAAAGUCCCCGCUGGAGCUGCUGGAGAAAAAUAAGCAGAUCCUAGUGCUGGGCCUGGAUGGAGCAGGGAAGACCAGUGUUCUCCACUCUCUAGCUUUAAACAGAGUCCAGCACAGCGUGGCACCAACCCAAGGUUUCAAUGCAGUGUGCAUCAGCACUGAAGACAGCCAGUUGGAGUUCCUGGAGAUUGGUGGCAGCGAACCUUUCCGUUCUUGUUGGGAAAUGUACCUGUCCAAGGGAUUGCUGCUAAUCUUUGUGGUGGAUUCAGCAGAUCACAACAGACUACCUGAAGCCAAGAAGCACCUUCAUCAACUAAUUGGGACAAAUCCAAUCCUUCCUCUGGUUGUGUUUGCAAACAAACAGGAUCUUGAAGCAGCCUAUCACAUUACAGAUAUCCAUGAAGCUUUGGCGUUAUCUGAGGUGGGAAAUGACAGGAAGAUGUUCCUGUUCGGAACCCAGGUGACUGAGAAUGGCUCAGAGAUACCCUCCAUCAUGCAAGAUGCCAGAGAACUGAUUGCACAGCUGGCUGCAGACAUGCAGUGAUCAGGCCUAGGCCCACUGUGAGGCUCAUGAUUUGAAUGUCACCAGGCAAUGUUUAGUGGCAGGCUGGAAGCCAAAAGUUUCCACUUCCCAAUAAAAAAUAAGGCAUUUCCUAUUUUCUCAAUGCACGGCAUAUACACAUAUAUAAGAUAAUGUUAAUUGAUUAAGAGGAUCUCUAUUUAUAUCUUGAAC